Molecule: messenger RNA, 2109 nt
Organism: Entrophospora candida
Lineage: Eukaryota; Fungi; Glomeromycota; Glomeromycetes; Entrophosporales; Entrophosporaceae
Source: the annotation of a GenBank genome assembly
AUGAAGGUUGAGCAAUUUACUAUGAAAGGACAAAAUGAACUUUUAUUUGCGAACUCGGAAGAUUUUGAGGUAGAUAGCCUUCGAGAAAUUACUCAGAAUUCGGAUAAUCCUCCCAAGACCAAACCAGAAAAAAACCAAAAAACACCAUUAAAAGUUUUAAUUUUUGACCUCCUUUAUAAUCAAUACUACGGGGUAAUUGUUUAUGUUAGAGUAUUUGAGGGAGAAUUAAAAGUAAAACAAAAAGUUAAAUUUUUUAGCACUCAAAAAACCUACCAAGUAGAAAGAGUAGGAGUAAAAACUCCCAAAGAAGUUUUGAAGGACAAAUUAAUAACGGGAGAAAUUGAUAAUAAUUCUUUGCCAUUAGAGGGAUACCAGGAAGUAAAACCUAAUGUCUAUGCCAAUUUAUACCCUGGUGACAGUUCCCGAUAUAAAGAGUUCAAAAAGUCUUUAGAGGAAUUACAAAUUCAAGACAGUAGUUUAAGUUUAGAAACAGUUGAUUCUCAUCUGCUCGGUCCAGGUUUUCGCUGCGGUUUUUUAGGUCUAUUACAUCGGGAAAUUAUUUGCGAAAGAUUAGAAAAAGAAUUUAGUUGCGAAAUUAUUACUACCUCAUCCAGUGUUAAUUAUCGAAUAAUCCUUUCUAAUGGAGAAAAAAUAGAAACAAACAAUCCUCAAAAAAUCCCGAAUAGGGACAAAAUAAAAGGAUUUGAAGAAUUAUUCAUCAACCUAAACAUUGCUACCCCUCAAGAGUAUUUAGGAGCGAUUUCCCAACUAUGUCAAAACAAGAGAGAUUUUCAUGACAAAAUAAAAUCUAUUUCACAUGGUUAUGCCUCCUUUGAUUACCAAAUAAUUGGAUUCUAUCCUAGCGAUAUUGUUAAGAUAGACAUUCUGCUGAAUAAUCAGUUAGUUGCUGACCUAUCUUUCUUAGUUCACCGGACCUUUGCCUACGAGCAGGCCAAAAAAGUAUGCGAAAAACUGAAAAAGACCCUUAACUUACAAACUUUUACAGUUCCUAUUCAAGCAUGCAUCGGCAAACAAGUAAUUGCCCGAGAAACUUUACCGGCUCUAAAAAAACAUGCUCGUAUGAAAGAAAUAGGAAAAGUUAACUUUGGAGUUGGUAAUUUAAGAGAACUUUUGAGGGGGAUUAUCUAUAUUAAGCCCAUGCUUAUAAGAAAAUUAAACAAUAAUAGGUUUCAAAUAAGGUUAGUAAAAGGAGAAAAGGUAAUAGAAUGCCUUUGUGAAUUUGCUAAACAAUAUAAUCACUCACUCGGCUUUGCUGAAUUGAGGAUGAAAGGCUCAGUAGAAGAUAUUGAAUAUGCCUUCUCUGUAGGUUAUGGACAAGAAAAAAAUGGUUAUAAAAUUAUGAGAUGCAAAGAUAAAGCCGAAUUAUUAGUUGCUCUAGGAGACAUUUCUUGGGACAAUGAAGAUACUAACAAACCAAUAGUUCAUUGCCAUGCUGUUUUUUCUAAAAAUGAUGGAAUAGGAACUUCCUUUGGAGGCCAUUUAAAAGAAGCCACCGUUAAUUUAACUACCCUAAUAAUUAUUGACAUUUUAAACUAUCAAAAAUUACUAAUUACUUUUGACGGUGGCGGAACUAAUUGGAGAGAGACAUUACUCCCACAAUACAAAGCCCAGCGGGAAAAUUGUGAAGCAGAUGAUUUAAUUACCUCUUUUGUUAAACAAAAUAAAAAAACAUUCCCUAACCUAGUUUUCGACAUUUUCACUCGCGAUAAAGACUUGCUUCAAUUGCUUGACAAAAAUACUAAUAUUUUAAAAUACAUUAAAGGAAAAAUAACUCUUUACACUGAUGAAGCUUUUUCGAAAGAAUAUAACUUUUCGCCCAACAAUUUUUCUGAUUAUUUAAGUUUACUAGGAGACAGCAUUGACAAUAUUAAAGGAGUAAAAGGAAUUGGACCAGUUAGUGCUAAAAAUUUAAUCCAACAAUUUCAUACUGUCGAAAAUAUUUAUCAGCAAAAAGAUAAUUUACCUGACAACAGCAGAAAAUUAUUAGAAGAUAAUCAAGAACUAGUUUAUCGUAAUAAAAAAAUUAUUGGUUUAAUCGAAGAUGUUCCUUUGCCGACCAAUUUAUACGAAAAAUGCGACUUUAAUUGA